This is a messenger RNA of Myotis myotis, 4536 nucleotides long. RefSeq names its product TGF-beta activated kinase 1 (MAP3K7) binding protein 2 (gene TAB2). The record is from RefSeq and is a predicted model, not a curated record. Lineage: Eukaryota; Metazoa; Chordata; Mammalia; Chiroptera; Vespertilionidae. Bases 505 to 2583 code for a protein of 692 amino acids. Gene Ontology annotation, molecular function: ubiquitin binding; K63-linked polyubiquitin modification-dependent protein binding. The transcript has 10 exons. Gene Ontology annotation, biological process: positive regulation of protein kinase activity.
GCCCUAGCGGGAGAGGCGGCGGCGGCGGCCGAGGAGGAGGAGGGGGAAGCGGCGGCGAAGGGCUCCAGACCCCGUUCCUGGACCUGCCCUGGAAAAGAAGUAUCCAGUAGAGAUGAGCUCACUGCAGUUACUUAAUUAAAAAUUUGUAAGCUGCAAAAAUGGCAGUGAGCCAACCAAGAACAGCUACAAUUUGAAUUUUUCUAUUUCCAGGUAAAGAGUAAACAUAUUCUUCAGUAACUGGAAGUCAUAAGUAAGACUUCUGGAUAUACAACCAAAUAAUGUAUUAUUAUAUAGAACCAUUACCUGAAGAAGUUAAUUAUUUUAAAUAAAAUGGUAGCACUCACCACAAAACCACAGUACAUAAAUUGCCAAGUGUGGCUGAAUUGCACAUUCCUUUUAGAAGAACGUAUUACUGAAAAUGCGUGGACAGAAGAGAUGAGUACUAUUUCCACUAAGGCCUAGAACUGCCUACUGUAUAAGUAGUCCUGAUCGGGCAAUAUACGAAUGGCCCAAGGAAGCCACCAAAUUGAUUUUCAGGUUUUACAUGACCUGCGACAAAAAUUCCCUGAAGUACCUGAAGUUGUUGUAUCCAGGUGCAUGUUACAGAAUAAUAAUAACCUGGAUGCCUGCUGUGCAGUUCUCUCUCAGGAGAGUACACGGUAUCUUUACGGUGAAGGAGAGUUGAAUUUUUCAGAUGAUUCUGGAAUUUCUGGUCUACGCAAUCACAUGACUUCUCUCAACUUGGACUUGCAGUCACAGAAUGUUUACCACCAUGGAAGAGAAGGAAAUAGAAUGAAUGGAAGUAGGACUCUAACGCACAGCAUUAGUGAUGGACAACUUCAAGGUGGUCAGUCCAAUAAUGAACUAUUUCAGCAGGAGCCACAGACAGCACCAGCUCACGUUCCUCAAGGCUUUAACGUUUUUGGAAUAUCCAGUACAUCUGGUGCUUCAAAUUCAGCACCACAUCUUGGAUUUCACUUAGGCAGCAAAGGAACAUCUAACUUUUCUCAACCAACUACCAGAUUUAAUCCCAUCAUGGUAACUUUAGCCCCAAAUAUCCAGACUGGUCGUAAUACUCCUACAUCUUUGCACAUACAUGGUGUACCUCCACCUGUACUUAACAGUCCACAGGGAAAUUCUAUCUAUAUUAGGCCUUACAUUACAACUCCUAGUGGUACAACUCGACAGACACAGCAUUCUGGCUGGGUAUCUCAGUUUAAUCCCAUGAACUCGCAACAAGUCUAUCAACCUUCACAACCUGGUCCCUGGACUACUUAUCCUGCUUCUAAUCCUUUGUCACAUACCUCAGCCCAGCAGCCAAAUCAGCAAGGCCACCAGACCUCUCAUGUCUACAUGCCCAUCAGUUCACCUACCACCCCACAACCACCAACAAUUCAUUCAUCUGGUAGCUCACAGUCUUCUGCCCAUAGCCAAUAUAACAUUCAGAAUAUUUCAACAGGACCUCGAAAAAACCAGAUUGAAAUCAAACUUGAACCUCCACAAAGAAACAGCUCUUCAAAAUUGCGUUCUUCUGGACCUCGAACUUCCAGCAGUUCCUCUUCUGUCAACAGUCAGACCUUAAAUAGAAAUCAGCCCACUGUUUACAUAGCUGCCAGUCCCCCAAAUACUGAUGAGGUGAUGUCCCGUAGUCAACCGAAGGUCUAUAUUUCAGCCAAUGCCACCACAGGAGAUGACCAGGUCAUCCGGAAUCAGCCUACCCUCUUCAUAUCCACAAACUCUGGAGCAUCUGCUGCCUCCAGGAAUAUGUCUGGGCAAGUGAGCAUGGGUCCUGCCUUUAUUCAUCACCACCCUCCCAAAAGUCGAGCAAUAGGCAAUAACUCUGCAACUUCUCCUCGAGUGGUGGUCACUCAGCCCAAUACAAAAUAUACUUUCAAAAUUACAGUUUCUCCCAAUAAACCCCCUGCAGUUUCACCAGGGGUUGUAUCCCCUACCUUUGAACUUACAAAUCUUCUAAAUCAUCCAGAUCAUUAUGUAGAAACAGAGAAUAUACAACACCUCACGGACCCUACUUUAGCACAUGUGGAUAGAAUAAGUGAAGCACGGAAGUUGAGUAUGGGAUCUGAUGAUGCUGCCUACACACAAGCUCUAUUGGUACACCAGAAGGCCAGAAUGGAACGACUUCAAAGAGAACUUGAGAUUCAAAAGAAAAAGCUGGAUAAACUAAAAUCUGAGGUCAAUGAAAUGGAAAAUAAUCUAACUCGAAGGCGCCUGAAAAGAUCGAAUUCCAUAUCCCAAAUACCUUCACUGGAAGAAAUGCAGCAGUUGAGAAGUUGUAAUAGACAACUCCAGAUUGACAUUGACUGCUUAACCAAAGAAAUUGAUCUUUUUCAAGCCCGAGGACCACAUUUUAAUCCCAGCGCUAUUCAUAACUUUUAUGACAAUAUUGGAUUUGUAGGUCCUGUGCCUCCAAAACCCAAAGAUCAAAGGUCCACCAUCAAAACACCCAAGACUCAAGAUACAGAAGAUGAUGAGGGGGCUCAGUGGAAUUGCACUGCCUGUACUUUUUUGAACCAUCCAGCCUUAAUCCGCUGUGAACAGUGUGAGAUGCCAAGGCAUUUCUGAGCCAGUAGGCCUUACAUCUUCUCCAAAACCACAUCUGAAGUUCAAGAAACUAGUCUGUCAUCAGGGGGAAAGUUUCACUGCUACGUAGGAUUUUGUCAAAUUGAAGGUGUGACAAGAUGGUGUUUUGCUAAUGUUAAAUGUCAGCCCACGGAGCUAAUAAUACCUCAGUCUAAUAUCAUGGGCAGUUGAAAUUCAUCACAUGAAAGGUAAUCUGCUGAAAGACUUGGUUGCCCGCUGCCUAACCAUGUACAGUGUUACCAGUAGCCCAUUAUGGAUAAUUCUCGAUAUGUUAAUGCCUGCGUGUUCCCAAUACCUUUUUCCCCUCAUGUCACUACUGAAUUUUGACAGGAGGAAGGAAUAAAAUGAUGGCUUUUUUUUUAAGCUUUCAGUGAAACACUACAAACGUGAAGAAAAGGAACAAGGUUUAACUAUUUAAAAACUGUUUGCUGCCGCACAGUGCCCACGGAUAGGGGAAGAACUUCACAAAUCUGUGGUACUCUUGGCCUUGUCUUUGUCUUCCCUGAAAACGUCUCCACUCUGAAGCCAGCAUCUAGGGUCUAAAGAUGAAAAGGAAAGCAGCAUGCAUCGUCUGUACAAACAUGCAGUGAAGUACCCCAAAGCUUUCCUACUGUACAGAUCUCUCAAGUCUGCUUUACGUGAUUUCUUUUCUCUUUUAUUAUUUCCUUAUAUUUCUAUAUGUAUAGUGUAAUAGUCUUUUGUUAACUAAUUUUCUUUUUUCCUUUUAGUGAUUAAGCACGAUCAUGUCCCUUUUUAAGCCUUACCCAAAAGAAGCAAUGCCUUAAAAUAAAAAAAGCAUUAAUGAAAUGAAACUAUGCACAAAAUAACUUUCCUCUACUUAUUCUGUGCUUUACCCUCAUGAGUGCCGAUAUUCUGUGAAGACAUACAGAUGCUGCACAAUGAAUUGCAAAAGAUAUUGCAAGACCUUUGUCUAUAGGUUACAUUAUAUACUGACUAGUGGUGGGUGACACAACAGUGUUUUGUCUUCCACAGGGAAGCUUAAAACAAGAAAUUUUUAACCCACUGAAAGAGCAGCAAGGUUAAACUUGCUUCAUCUGCCUGGUGUCCCACAGAAUUCCCACAAGAGAUUACUAUUGGGAAAGUACAGUUUCAAAACCAGCAACAGCAACAGUACCUACAGCAGCCCCUUUCUUUUUUUUCUUUCUUUUUUCUUUUUUUUUUCUUUUUUUUUUUUUUUUUUUGGAGAGAGAAAGAGAAGUUUAAAUGCUUUACUGUUGGGGCAAUUUGUUUCUAAACCUGACUUGGUGGCAGUAUCAUGUGUAUUUAUAAAACAAGGCUAGUCAUAUUUAGGACAACUGAAGAAAAGCUGGAAAAAAGAAAAGCAAACUUGAACACUGAAGCAACCUCAAGCAUCUCUUUAUUUUCAUGAUAUAUUUUUAUAAGGAAAAUAAAUAGAUGAUCAGGAAUGUAUAUAACUAAAUAAAAUCAAGAAAAGAAAUAACAGUAUGCAUUUAAAAAGAAUUAUGAAAUUAUAUAUCAGUGCUUAGAAUGGGGCUAAUGGAAGUGCUGAAAUGUAGCAAAAGAUAGGAGAUAAUGUAGACUGUCACCCAUUGUAAAUGUUUGCAAAUGGAUAUUUUUUAAAUAAACAGGAUUAUUACAGGUGAUCUAUAUGAAUGUCAAAGCCUUGAAUUCCAGGUUUUGCACUGUGUAUAUGUGAAGAAAUAUGACAAUCCUAGUUAAUUAGACAGUAGACCCACAGCCCUUACAUUUGAUGCAUUUUGCUUUAAAAAUAGGCCUUGUUUUUCAGCUUCCUCUGCAGUUCUAUGUGAAGAUUGAUAAAUCAGUUUUUACUUGUUUUAUUAAUAAAAUGUAAUUUGGAUAUCUUGAGUUGAUGGUUUUGUGAUUUAGCUGGGUAAACUAUCUUUGUAACAGAUAAGUUAUUUAUAAAAAUUAAAAAACUUAUAUUCUAAUGUG